Molecule: messenger RNA, 4907 nt
Organism: Oncorhynchus kisutch (coho salmon)
Lineage: Eukaryota; Metazoa; Chordata; Actinopteri; Salmoniformes; Salmonidae
Gene: rfx2
Product: regulatory factor X, 2 (influences HLA class II expression)
Exons: 17
Coding region: 187-2304 (705 amino acids)
Biological process (GO): regulation of transcription by RNA polymerase II
Cellular component (GO): nucleus
Molecular function (GO): RNA polymerase II cis-regulatory region sequence-specific DNA binding; DNA-binding transcription factor activity, RNA polymerase II-specific
Source: RefSeq, a predicted model, not a curated record
ACGUAUGCAGUACAGGGUAGCAACAGUUGCUUCGAGACCCCGCGCGCCAUAGUGACUGUAGCCGUGGAGACAGUUACUUACCAACCGGCGCAACACUCAGCAGCAACUGGAACACAACGAGCAAGUGAUUUGAGUGGAAAGAGAACACAGCCAGGGCAGAACUUAUACAAAGCAAAGGUUCCCAGCAUGCAGAGUUCAGAGGGAGGGUCCGAUUCGUCGUCCAGUGUGGCGCUGCGUACGUCCACCUCCGCCCAGGCCCCCGUGGUGCAGCCUGUCCCAGCCUCACAACAGAGGGUGCUGGUUCAGGCCACAGGCUCAGCCCAGAAGGGAGUGCAGGUGCAGCAGCUGUCAGUCCCCCGGCUGCAACAGGUCCCUCAGCAGGUCCAGCAGAUCCAUCAUGUCUACCCCUCCCAGGUUCAAUAUGUGGGAGAGGGGGGAGAAGCAGUUUACACUAAUGGAACCAUCCGGACAGCCUACUCCUAUAACCCUGAGGCCCAGCUGUAUGGCCAGGGCAGUGGAGGAGCCUAUUUUGACUCUCAGGGCGGGGGUUCCCAGGUCACGACUGUGGUCUCCUCCGCCAGUGGUGUGCCGCCCCACGGCAUGGUGGGCAUCACCAUGGAUGUGGGCGGCAGUCAGAUCAUCUCAGGUGGCAGCACCUACCUGAUCCACGGCGGGGGCAUGGAGGGAGGCCGCCACCACGCCUCACACUCCUCCCGCUCCUCCUCUGCUAUGCUGCAGUGGUUGCUGGAUAACUAUGAGACAGCAGAGGGGGUGAGCCUGCCCCGGAGCUCCCUCUACAACCACUACCUGCGCCACUGUCAGGAGCAGAAACUGGACCCGGUCAACGCUGCCUCCUUUGGGAAACUCAUCCGCUCCGUCUUCAUGGGCCUCAGGACCCGCCGCCUCGGCACAAGAGGCAACUCCAAAUACCACUACUAUGGCAUUAGACUGAAGCCAGACUCCCCACUCAACAGACUGCAAGAGGACUCUCAGUACAUGGCCAUGAGACAGCAGCCUGUGCACCAGAAACAAAGGUUCAAGCCCCUCCAGAAGGUGGAUGGCAUGGGGGACAGCCUGUCAGGAGGCUCCCAGCAUUCAGCCAGCACCCCAGAGCAGUCUGUGGCAGCCCAGAGCCAGCACCACCAGCAGUACAUUGAUGUGUCCCAUGUCCUGCCCCCGUUCCCCAUCCCUGACCUGGGCACCCAGCCCCUCCCUGAACGCAUCAAUAUGAACGACGUGAAGAAGUUGCAGAACCUGUACAGGGACCACUGUGAGGCUACUCUGGACGUGGUGAUGAACCUCCAGUUCCACUACAUUGAGAAGCUGUGGCAGACCUUCUGGUUUUCAACAGCGCCAUCUAGUGACGGAACCACCACCAUCCCCAACAGUGAUGAGGAUAUGGAGGGGGUGAUCCCCAGGCAGAAGCUGAUUGCUCUGUGCAAGUAUGAGCCUGUCAAGCUGUGGAUGAGGAGCUGUGACCACAUCUUGUACCAGGCCUUGGUGGAGAUCCUCAUCCCUGACGUGCUGCGCCCUGUCCCCAGCACUCUCACUCAGGCCAUCCGCAACUUUGCCAAGAGUCUGGAGGGCUGGCUGACCACAGCUAUGAGUGACUUUCCCAAUGAGAUUGUCCGCACCAAGGCAGCGGUGGUGAGUGCGUUUGCCCAGACCCUGCGUCGGUACACCUCUCUGAACCACCUGGCCCAGGCGGCCCGCGCUGUGCUGCAGAACACCUCUCAGAUUAACCAGAUGCUCAGCGACCUCAAUCGUGUCGACUUCGCCAACGUACAGGAGCAGGCGUCGUGGGUGUGUCAGUGUGACGAGAGCGUUGUCCAGCGGCUGGAGCAGGACUUCAAGGUGACCCUGCAGCAGCAGAGCUCUCUGGACCAGUGGGCCGCCUGGCUCGACAACGUGGUCAACCAGGUCCUUAAGCCCCACGAAGGUAGCCCCAGCUUUCCCAGGGCCGCACGACAGUUCCUGCUCAAGUGGUCCUUCUACAGCUCCAUGGUAAUCAGGGACCUGACCCUGCGUAGUGCUGCUAGUUUCGGCUCCUUCCACCUCAUCAGACUGCUCUACGAUGAGUACAUGUUCUACCUGGUGGAGCACCGCGUCGCCCAGGCAACCGGAGAGACGCCCAUCGCUGUUAUGGGAGAGUUCAGUGACCUUAACUCGAUGAUGCUCAUGGACAAAGACCCGUCCUUCUCAGAUGACAUGAGUGACAUAGGCAGUGACGAGGGCCGAGGGCCCAACGAGCCGGCUGUGAAAAGAGAGAGGAUCGAAAUCAACCACUCGCUGCAGGAAAUCUGAGACCGGAUGAGGUGAGGGCCAUAGCCCACUACUCCAGGAGGUCUGCUGCCGCCCUGGGCCCUUCUGGUCCUGUCAGCACACUGCGAGUGGCUACACAGCCAGUGUGUUCAGUGUAUAUAGAGAAGAGUACUAGGCUCAGCCCCUACCCUACCACACCUCCUAGUUAGUGUAGUUAAAGGGGGUGGUCUUUAUCCCAGGGAAAACAAUGUAUGCUCACCAAGGGGGGCUGGUUUGACCUGACAGGGGUAUACAGUUCUAAUUUCUCUCCGUUCACUUGUUCCCGUUUUGCAACUGUGAUUCAGGAUGACUUUGUGCAGUACUGAUGUUGGAUACGUGUAACUUUGAAUGAGUGGUGUGUGUAUCUUAUCCUUUAUUAGCUGUGUAAUUCCAGUGCCUUAGAUAACUCUUUAACCACCACUACUACAGAUGUCUAUCUCCUCCCUCAGCUGUGCCUCUACCGCAGUAUGAAUGUAUUGUUUCAGAACCUCAGACAUUCUAAAGCACCUUUAAACCUGUAGGAGUACGCUAUACAUGUUGCCUCUGUUGCUACUGGCAGCUCAACCCACAUUGAUGCAACCCACUGACGCAAAGGACUUGUCCCUCUCCCACCAGCGCGGCCACUCUUGGGUAUGUCAGUAGGCCCCUAGUCUCAUAGUUGAUUGGAAGGCAGGGACCUCUUAACACCCUGGCCAUAUGAGAUGAUUAGUUACCUCUUCCUUUUCUAUGCUCUGUUCUGUUCUUAUGAGGCAACUAUAUAAAAGAGAGCCACUUACUGUUAAUUCUACCAACUCCCCCUUACUCAAGUAACCUUUUCCAUGUAUAUAUCACUUUUCAUUCAAAUGAUAACGAUUCUAUAAUGCCGUUUGGCAGAAACUCAAUUUCAGGAUGCACACAAGUCUCAUUGAUCCAUGACUGUAGAACUUCAGGGUGUUUCUAGAUGUCACGCCCCAGAGUCUAGGACAAGCCAGUUGCCUCUUAUGUUGAUGAGACAUUUAGAUAUGUUUUAAAGACUGAAAGGAGUGUGGUGGAAUGUGUUCAAGAAACCACCAGAUUGUACAUAUAUGCUGAUCUACCUUCUUGGUUAACUGGAGGUGUCUGGCAUUCAUUUUGUGGAGCUUUAUGUCUGGGUGAAGUCAAAUUUCUUAAGGGAUGUAAAAUAGUAUGUAUUUAACAAAAACGUGAAUGAGCGUUGGACCCCCGAAGCCAAAACCCUUAAAAGGAAACUGUAGUUGCAUCUGUUCAGUUCAACUGAUGCUGUUUGAGUUCAGAUAGGCUCUCCCCUUACUGUUACUCAAAUGGACUCAUUCUAUAUUGAUUGGAAGGAAAUAUUCAGAAUCUCCCAAUCCAUGUUUAUUCAUUCAUAUUGCUUAAUAUGAAAAUGCUAACAGCUUUUGAGUCUGUUGCUCUGAGAUUUUAUUAUAUAGCUGUACAAUGAUACUGUAGGAGGGCUGAUUUGUGCAAAACCAACAAACUGUUAAACUUUAAAAUAUAACUUUCUUAAUAUGGUGUAAAAAAAAUCUGUGUUCAUCAAUGGCCUUUUGUAUCGCUUGGUCUUUCCCCAAUCAUUUAGCUCUCCCCAUUCUGCACUGUUUGUGUUUUUAUAGGGGGAUGUCCUCCUUGCUUUGAUUAUUUAGUGGCUGGGACUGAUGUGUGAGGCAAACGUUUGUCUUCUUUUGAUAAUUUGUGUCAUCUGGUCAACACAUCAAUAUUUAACAAACAACGUUGAUAUUUGGCGUGUAAAUGCCCUAUAAAUCGGCAGUCACUUGCCCAUAUUGAGAGAAUCCAUUUCUAUUUAUGAAAAAUUAUAGCUGGAGUCAAUCAGUAAUAUAGUGUGAUUGAAAUGUUUUUGCAUUCGCGGUAAACGGUGCAUAUGUCUGCUCAACCGGAAAUUACAACCGACAUGAGCGUUUUUCUCUAAACACUUUUGGUUGAGUUUCCCCUGUUCCCCCUCAGAUUUUGUAGUAGCUAUAAGAAUCCUGAGCUUGAGUUAUUGAAGGCUCUUUGUAACCCGUGCCUGUCACAGUACUUUGCCUUUAAGUGCGUUGGAAAGUAAUUUCUGUGUACUUUAUUUCUUGUAAAUCUGUUUUUGACUUGGCUGAGGAUAAUUUUUUUAUUGAACUAGAUCUGGUUCUUCUGUAUUUUGAACCCUUAUUUUUAUGUAUUUUUAAACCUGUUCUUGACUACACUUUACCUAGCCUGAGGGCAGACAAGUCUGUAACAAACUGCAUAGUUCAACUGUAUUUUGUACUGGUCAAUGUGUAAUAAAUUGGUAUUAUACCAUCUUUUUGGCCAAGCUUUUAUUUCUUAAAUAUCAAUGUCAUAUGAAACAUUUUCUAGCAUUUGUGUCCUGGCAAAUUAACUUAUUACUGUAACCACUCACAAUGAUUAAGUGUGAUUGCCUUUUAAUUUUCAAUGUUCAUCAUUCACUGUAAAUAUGUCGGAUCAAUUGGAAAUUACCUUUACAUUUCUAUCACAAUCUGUAACCCUUUAGCGGAUUGAAUAGAGCCCUCUGUCUAGACAUGGAAUAUUUUGGGGAAAAAAUGCAUGACAAGUAGUAUGUUUAUUCAGAAACAAUUUCUCUUCAAUAAAACCAACUUCUUACA